Messenger RNA from Lindgomyces ingoldianus, 912 nucleotides. RefSeq names its product tricarboxylate transport protein-like protein. The record is from RefSeq and is a predicted model, not a curated record. The transcript has 4 exons. NCBI's taxonomy places the organism in Eukaryota, Fungi, Ascomycota, Dothideomycetes, Pleosporales, Lindgomycetaceae. The coding region runs from base 1 to 912 and encodes 303 amino acids. Gene Ontology annotation, biological process: mitochondrial citrate transmembrane transport.
AUGGUUUCAGGCGCAAAUGAUUCGAAAACGCCGCCAAUAGUCUCGUUGACCGCCGGCGGUGUGGCAGGGGGCAUCGAGGCUUUUACAUCGUAUCCAUUAGAGUUCGCUAAAACUCGUGUCCAGCUCCGUAGCCAAAAGGGCAUCCCAACUCCAAAGAACCCCUUCCUCGUCGUCACUCGAGUCUAUCAGAAAGAAGGAAUCCGGUCACUGUACAAAGGAUGCGCUGCUCUCGUUGUCGGCUCGAUAGGUAAAGAUGGCGUUCGUUUUCUCUUCUUUGACCAAAUCAAGCAUGCCUUCGCCGAUCCGCAAACUGGCACACUCUCACCGCUCCGCAACCUCGCCGCUGGAAUGACCGCUGGUGUGGUGGCUUCAAUCACUUGCGUUACUCCGACUGAACGUAUCAAGACCGCUCUCAUCGAUGACGCAAGAAACGAGAAGCGAUUCCGAUCUGGCCUUCAUGCCACCAGUGUAAUCUGGAAAGAGCAUGGGAUCUUGGGUCUCUACCGAGGUUUCGUGGGUACGACACUAAAGCAAGCCUCUGCGACAGCAUUCCGGUUGGGGACCUACAACAUCUUGAAAGACUUUGAAACGACUCGUAAUAUACCUCAAAAUACAGCCACAAAUUUUGCCAACGGGUCUGUCGCCGGUAUAGUCACGACCCUCUGUACCCAGCCAUUUGAUGUCAUCAAGACCAGAUCACAGAGCGCCCAUGGAAUGAGCACAGCUGAAGCAGUCAAGAGCGUACUAGUUGAUUAUGGGAUAAAGGGAUUCUGGAAAGGCACGACGAUGAGGUUGGGUCGGACGGUCUUCAGCGGCGGCAUCCUCUUCACGUCCUAUGAAGCAGCUGUUAAGAUCAUUAGCCCCUUGUACUCUGGCCUUACGCAUAUGGUAGUCGCAGAGACAUUAGACUAG